This is a messenger RNA of Homarus americanus (American lobster), 1724 nucleotides long. RefSeq names its product RNA-binding protein 33-like. The transcript has 9 exons. Bases 140 to 1708 code for a protein of 522 amino acids. Gene Ontology annotation, molecular function: RNA binding. Lineage: Eukaryota; Metazoa; Arthropoda; Malacostraca; Decapoda; Nephropidae. The record is from RefSeq and is a predicted model, not a curated record.
UCUGCGAAAGACUGUGAAUUCGUUUGUUGUUACCAGCCUUAUCAUUCAUUGAUUGUAUGAUGCUAUGGCAUUUGACUAUUUAGUUUAAUGCUUAAUCGGCAGCUGACGUGCAUAUAGGAACAUAAAAGAUUGUUGAAAGAUGGCAGAUUUGGAAGAAGAACUAAUUGGAGAGGAUUUAGAUUAUGAAUAUGAUCUUGAUGAAGAAGAGGAAGAAGCUCUCUUGGCUGGUGAAGAUCCAUCUCAGGAGGUUGCAGUUGAGGACAUCAUUGAGCUGGGAGUUGAAGAUGAAUUUGAUGAUGAUGAGGGUGGGCACAUUAGCCACUCAAAAAAUAUCCAUAGCAGGUUACAAACAUCUGAUUCAGUUUAUGAAGAGGAAGAACUUCAAGAGCAUUACAAUGAAUCUUCGUUGAAUGAUGUACAUGUAGAAACCCAAAAUAUUGUAGAGGAAGAAGAGGAAGAGGAGGAGGAAGAAGAGGAGGAAGAUGAGGAAGGAAGAGGGCGCGAUAGAUUUAAGAGUGAACGGUCCAAGAUCUCUCUCACCAACACAACUAUUGAACGUAUUAUUCCAGAUUCUUUGGAUGAAGUGAAGGUAAAAAAAACAGAACUUGGAGAAAAUCGUAGAGGCCGUGGUGGGCGAGUAGGUUGGUGUCGUGACCGUGGUGGAGGUCGAGGUGGACAAUGGGGUGGGCAAAGAAGUGGACCCAGAGGUGGACCCAGAGGUGGACCCAGAGGUGGACCAAGAGGUGGGAUGAUGCCUUACCAUGGAAGCCCUCGUGGAUGGCCUGGCCCAAGACCAAUGCAUAUUAAUCCAUGGGAACGUCCACCUCUUCUUUUAAAUCCUCAGAUGCCAAUGUCACAGCCCAAUAUGGCUAUUCCCAGAAAUGGACCUCCUUUAAUGGCACGACCACAACUUCCUUUAGUCUCUUUGUCUGGACCUAUGCCACGGGGACCAGCUCCUCAACUGAACCAUAAUCCAACAAGUUUUCCACAGUUUUCUGUGAGAAACAGCUCUCAGUGGAGUGCUGGAGUUGUUCCAUAUGGAGCUGGUGCUAUCCUCUCCCAAUUGGUUAGUGGGGUUCAACUACCACCACAAGAAGACUUACGCAGUUCCCUUAAGAGGCGUUCAGGUGGUGAUCCCAUGAGUAUUACCCCUCCUAAGCACAUGAGAAUGAAUCCAAAUCAUGUCAUCACUCAACAAGCCUUAGCAAGAAAGAAGCUCCAUAAUGCUGUGAGCAGGCAGCGUGGUGGACUAUCCAAAAAGGGUCCCAUUUCCAGUCGUUUAUCUAUGCCUGGUGUUAAUAGCAACCCAAACUUGACAACUAUCAAAACAGUAGAUAUCAGUCCUGUUCAGAAGCAAACCCCAGGAAACCUGCAACAUGAUCAAGGAAAUAAACAACAGCAGAAUCAAGGAAAUAAACUGCAGCAGAAUCAGGGAAAUAAACAACAACAGAAUCAAGGAAAUAAUAAACCACGGCAAAUACACGGAAACCAACAGCAAACUCCAGGAAAUAGGCUGCAGCAGAAUAAAGGGAAUAAACAGACAGGUACACUUGUCAAGGAACUUACCAAGCAAGUGAAGCCAUCAGAAAAACAGUCACUAGAUCCUAAUGAAGAUAGCGAAUAUCAACGUAAAAUGCAACAACAAAAACAGCUUAGAGAGCAGAUAUUGGCCAAAAAGGAAGCACGGAGGAAGGCUGCAGCAGUAUAAAGGCAAAUGAGAUUGC